Molecule: messenger RNA, 1809 nt
Organism: Cyphellophora attinorum
Lineage: Eukaryota; Fungi; Ascomycota; Eurotiomycetes; Chaetothyriales; Cyphellophoraceae
Product: putative transcriptional regulatory protein
Exons: 2
Coding region: 1-1809 (602 amino acids)
Biological process (GO): DNA-templated transcription
Molecular function (GO): zinc ion binding; DNA binding
Source: RefSeq, a predicted model, not a curated record
AUGUCCCUUGCCAAAGGUGUGUUCGUCACAAUUACGCUCAGUGUUGAGGCACGUCUCGCCAGGAUCGAGGCACGGCUCGACAAUCUGACUGCUGACGGAUCAGCACGAGAUAACCAAUCCCACGAUGAGCCGGACGAAGAUGCUGGUGACUUCCAGGGCGACACGGCGUUCCAAGCACCAGUGACGGCUUUCAAUGACAAUCUCGGUCCCGUGAGAGCAAGGCUUGGGAUACCUGCUACGCCUGUCGUCAACACGUCUCCGGAAGCACGCAGCUACAACUUCGGCUCCCCUCAGGCAACACUGGACAAGCACUACGUAUCCAUCGGGACAACCUCAUUGGCGUUUCCUAGCUUGACCCAGUACGACAAAUAUUUGGCCUUCUUCUUCGCGGAUAUAAAUCCAUGCCAUUCCUGUGUCAACGAGGCAGACUUUCGAACGAGGGCAGAGAGCCUUGUCACUACGAGAAAGGUGGCUCGAGAAGAGGUGUGGUUCCUGGCCCUUAAUUAUAUCAUCUUCGCCUGUGCCGAUAUCUUGCAGGAUGUCGAAGCACUCAACGAAACCAGAAAACUCCCAGGUUGGGAGUGGUUCCUGAUAGCGGAAAGUCUCGUUGGAAAGCGCAAGAUAGGUGGGCGAGGAGAUGCAAGCUUGAUCCAGUAUCUGAUCUAUGAAGCUUUCUAUCUCGUGCACGCAGACAAGCCGAAUGCAGCGUACAACUCUAUCGGAUUGGCUUGCCGUCGGUGCUUUCAGUUCGGUCUUCAUCAGCAAUCCAUCGAUGCUUCUAUCAGUGACGGAUUCACGAGGCACAUGCGACAAAGACUGCUCUGGACGGUCUACUUUGUCGAUCGCCGGAUCUCGCUCAGCUGUGGACGUCCCUAUGGUAUCCGAGACUCAGACAUUAACAUGGAAUUGCCUGCUUUCAUCAACGACGCCGCUCUGCGGCCGAAUCUUCCUCUGCCGGAAGUUGACCCGUACGAGUCUGCAAUACCUUACCUACACAGCACCAUUGCAUUCUCGAAACUGGCAGGCGAGGUGUGGGAUCGGUUAUUUGCGGCUGGGGUCUCACAAUUCGAUCCCGAGGUGAUCGUGGUCUUGGACGCGAAAAUCAAACACUGGGUUGAUGUGGCGUUUCCAAGGCUUCCCCUGAUGCCGCUGGAUGGUCGAAGUACGCGAAGACACCAUCGCCAGCAAACACUCAUCAUCACAAGGUUUAAUCAUUUAAGGCUUCUUCUGAGACGUCGGACAAUGGUAUCUCUCGAAUACGAUGCCUUGACUGGUCAGCUUUCGGGCGAUCUCGCGAGUGGCAUCGUCGACCAGAUCGGGCUACAUCGUGAAGAAAUUGCGGAGCCAAGCUCUUUCCGAUUUCACAUGGCAGUCUCGCUUGGGGGAGCCGUGCUAGUCUUGGCCACGCUCCUUGUCCGGGAUAUCACGCAGAUCGGAUUGCAGGGCGAGAGGACUAGAUACGUGGCUGCCUUUAACGACGGCGUUGCUAUGCUUGAGCAGCUCUCUAUGUUCCUUACCUCAGCAAGACGCAUCGCUGAUGACCUGAAGCCAAUCAUCCAGGUAGCAACCUCGAUCAACCAUGUCCCAACGUCAGCUGGGCACAUGAGUAUGGUUCCCGUUGACCUUGACGGCCUUUUUCCACAAGGAGUCAUGGACUUUGCACAGCAGACUAACUGGUUUGACGAGCCCUUCCUAGGUACCAGUGCGGGCGAGCCCGUCAAUGCAGCGAUGCAUGACUCUGUCGCACCAGAGGCUUGGGAGAUCGACUUCAGCUAUGCCACCACAGGCUACGGCGCCACGUGGAUAUAA